AUGUUUUCUCCCUUUUUGUCUUCUCUUUUUCCUUCUUCUUCUUCUUCCCUUUCCAGUUUAUCUACAGCUUUUAGGUAUUGUGUCUCUUUGAUUUUUCAUACUUUCUUGCUUCUUUUCAUUUUACUUUCUUUUCUUUCCAUUUCUUUACAGUCUUCUUACCUUUUUACAUUUAUUUUCUUUCUUUUUACCAUUUUUUUCAUCAUUUUCUUUUUUCCUCCUUUUUUCUUUUCUUUUUUCCUUUUCAUUCUUUUUCUUUUCUUUUUUCCUUUUCAUUCUUUUUCUUUUCUUUUUUCCUUUUCCUCCUUUUUUCUUUUCUUUUUUCCUUUUCAUUCUUUUUCUUUUCUUUUUUCCUUUUCAUUCUUUUUCUUUUCUUUUUUCCUUUUCAUUCUUUUUCUUUUCUUUUUUCCUUUUCAUUCUUUUUCUUUUCUUUUUUCCUUUUCAUUCUUUUUCUUUUCUUUUUUCCUUUUCAUUCUUUUCUUUUCUUUUUCCUUUUCAUUCUUUUCUUUUCUUUUUUUUCCUUUUCAUUCUUUUUCUUUUCUUUUUCCUUUUCUUUUCAUUUUUUCUUUUUUUUUUUUCCUUUUCUUUUCCUUUUUUUCUUUUCUUUUUCCUUUUCCUUCUUUUUCUUUUCCUUUUUCCUUUUCAUUCUUUUUCUUUUCUUUUUUCCUUUUCCUUCUUUUUCUUUUCUUUUUUCCUUUUCCUUCUUUUUCUUUUCUUUUUUCCUUUUCCUUCUUUUUCUUUUCUUUUUUCCUUUUCCUUCUUUUUCUUUUCUUUUUUCCUUUUCCUUCUUUUUCUUUUCUUUUUUCUUUAUUUUUACUACAGUAUUGGUUUUUCUAUUUUUUUCUUUGUAACAUUUUUUUUUUUACUUCUAUUCCUCUCCUCUUUUCCCUUCUUUCUUUAGUCUUUCCAAUUCCUUUCUUCAAUAAAAUCCGUAAAAAGAGAGAAAGUUACAAUGAUAAAAUUCCAACACCUCCAGAUGAUGACAAUGAAGUACAGAAGUCUCUGGAAGAACUCCAAAGACUUACUAUCAAAGAUGAUGACCUCAGAAAGAUCCGAGAUGUUCAAUCUACAGAACCGAGGACUCUUAUACACAAAAAAAUCACUUUUAAAAUCAAUAAACCUAUUGCACCCCCAGACAAGAAACAGAAAACGGCUAUUGUGGCCAAACCAGCUUUGCCUGAUGCCAUUCAUAAAUCUCCAGAUGUCUUUCAUGGUUGUCUGGGCCCUAAAUUUGAUAGCAUUGGUCGGCUUGUAUCACACAGUAUUGCUGGAAAUUAUGAUGAUUUUUAUUCAAUGGCUUCCAAGGCUGGCCAGGUAGAGGGUUUGCCUCUUCCUCAAGAUGGUUAUGUUCCGUUGAAGAAGCCGCUCUCUCUACAUGAAAGUCCUCCUCCUCCUCCUCCUCUUAUCACACCACAAACCCAAUCUGAACAUGUCAGCUGUGCAGAAACUAAAGCCCUUCGUAACUGGAAAGUAAGAAUGGCACAAAGAAGUAUGCAGCAGAAUUAUAUUUGCAAAUUGUUGGAGAGACAACCUCAAGAUUUGGUAAUGAAUCAGGCAGACUACAUUCGUAAUCGUGUAGAAUUAUGUGAAGUCCUUGAUAGAGUUCUGCCACAAAUCACUUAUGGAAAAGGAUAUCGAAAAAAUUGCGAAUUCUGGAGACAACAAGAGAGAUUUGGAGACGAAAUGAAAGGAAUAUUUGCCACUCUCAAUCUGACCGAGAAAGGAAUGCCACCCUCAAUUGAUCAUGUGGGUGUGCCACCUCUGGUCCGGCAAGAGAAAGGCAUGGUCUGGCAUCCUGCCAAUACCCCAAGAAUUCAGCAUCCCUGGGACCAAAAUUCCUAUUUGCUCAGCAGGAAAAUGCAGCUCCGUGAUCUGAUUGAAGAAGAAGAUAGCCAACAUCCAGACUUUGAAGGACUUGAAGUGGUUGGCUCAAAGAUUAAAGAAGAAUCCACCAUAACUGGAAAUAAAUUGCUUGUCCAUGGAGAUUCUAAUGGUUGUGAAAUACCUGACAAUGAGCAAACUCUCUCUUACUCACCAGUGGAAAAUUCCAGUCCACACAGCUCCGACAGUCUGUCAACCAAAGCACCAACAAAUGGAGUGAAAUUUUUUCCUGCUCUUAUUUUUGAUGGAGAGCAAUUGCAGUGGACAGGAAACAGACAUAACAUCUCCCAACAGUUAAUGCCAUUUGAAAGGUGUGUCAUCUUCGAGACACUACUAUAUCAACAAGUCGAAUCCUACCUGGAUAUUGCCAAUAAUGGCACAACUGCCAUUUUUUAUUGUUGGAAGAAACUACCAAAAGACAACCCAUUUAAUAUAUUCCACCAGCCAGUACAAAGAUUCUACUUCAAUGAUUCAGAUGGUGUCAUUCUACCUGGUAUGACAUUGCAGUUUCCAUUCACAUUUAAAUCUUCCCAUUGUGGCAUUUAUUCUGAACAGUGGUUGUUUGAAACACACCCUGUGCUACAGGGUGGAGCACCCAUUAUUUUGACCUUGCGGGGGACAAUAAUUCCAGAGGAUAAAUUCUGUGAGGAGAGGAAAGAACUGAGAGAACAUCUUAAGCAGUUGCAGCAAGAACAUUUGGCUGAGAGAAUGGUUCAUGACCUUUGCUCUUCUAUUUGCUCAGAAGAACCUUCUCCUUCCCCUAUUGAUGCAUACAUCACCCAAGAAGAGCGGUUCAGGCGGCAAAAUCCUCAUCUGCACUAUGACCACAAGGCUGUCAAAGAAAUACAAAAUAUUUACUCUGCCAUUUUCCAAGAUGCAGAAAAAGAAGGUUAUAUGUGGAAUUUCUCCAUAGCUGAUCUUGCUCAGAUUAUUUCAGAUUUGGAUGACAGUGAAGAAAAAGAAGGUUAUUUGAAUCGAUUAGAGGAGAACAUUUGUCGAAUGCAGUUUCAGUCGGAUACAUUCAAGUCUUAUGAUCUGUACCAAUGUGGAUUUUUACUACUUGGAGAUGCCUUGGAUCUACUCACUAUACGACUAGGCAAAAUAUGGAAUGGACUCUAUGUGGGUGAGUAA
This is a messenger RNA of Acanthosepion pharaonis, 3009 nucleotides long. The record is from the annotation of a GenBank genome assembly. NCBI's taxonomy places the organism in Eukaryota, Metazoa, Mollusca, Cephalopoda, Sepiida, Sepiidae.